GGGGAAGGGGGUUUGGGGAAAAGUUACAAGUCUACGACCAACAGAGUGAGGGGCAGAAAAACUACUAAUCAGUCGAGUGUAAAGAAAAUCAGUGUCGGCGGUGGAGAGAUCAUGAAACAGUGAAGUGUGGGAAAGAAGAAACCUUUUUUUUUUCUUUUUUUUUUAUUGUGGGAGGGUUUUGUGCACGCGCGUGUAAAUCAUUGUUUACAUUUCACUGGGACUGUUUCAGUUAUUCAGGCGACAUGAUGAACUAUUGUUGUGUUAAACGACCUGGGAGCGACUUUCCCCAGUGUCUCUCUUUGUACUAAUGUACCCGUGUAGUAUUUCCCCGACCUCACUCCGGAUCAGUCUGGUUGUUUUGGCUCUGUUGUUGUCGGUGAGUGUGUGUUCAGAGCUGAAAGUGCUGGUGCGGUUACCCGAUGGUCAGGUCACUGCAGAGACUUUAGAGUCGGACAGCGAGCGGGACAUCAUCAGUGUAGAGUUCAGGCACACAGACGGCACUCUCAUCACCUUCCUGGCAGAUUUCAAGCGGCAUGUGAAGAUCCUGCGGGCGCUGGUGCUGGGGGAACCGGAGCGGGGCCAGACACAGUACCAGGGCCUGUGUUUCAUCAGCAGGCUAGAACAUGGAGAGAUCAUCCCAAGUGAGGCCAUGGUCAGACUGAGACAGAAAAACCCGCAUGUGGUGCGGACUGCCGAGGAGAAGCGUGCUCUUGAGCGGAUGAGCAUGAACAUGGCAGUGAAUCUGACUCUAUCCUGGCCCCUCAGCUCCCAUAUCCGCAGCAUGUGCCGCGACGCCCAAGACUUCAUCUACACACGGGAGCAGGACGUCAAAUACUGGCUAGAAAAGGGUGUGGACGCCUCCAUAUUCAAAGUCUUCCCCCAGAACGUCGAGAGUGCAGGCCUGCCGAGUUGCAGCGCUACCACGGAUCUGUGGCAGCCGUGUUCGUGUAGCUACACCCUGAGGCUGGAGUGGUACCCGUGCAUGCUGAAAUACUGCCGUGGCCACGGCCCGAGCCCGUACAAGUGCGGGAUCAGGAGCUGCAGCAAGGCUUACCGCUUCGACUUCUACACGUCACGCAAGCAGCUGUGCAUGUGGGACGAAGAGAGCUAACGGCGCCACUGUAUACGGAUCACUAAUAAUGUACCGAAUAUGAGUGUUACGCUAAAGGUUCAACCUUUGUCUGGAAAAAAAUUAAGCUGGGUAGCAAUGAGGUGCCUUCAGAUAGAACUUAAUAGUAAAAUGGUUCCGAAGUGUUACUUUAACUUUUCUUUAUUCAGGAGGAUUCGUAUUAUCAUCACAGCUCCAGACUCCAGUAUCUUCAGGUUUGCCUUAAAGGAGAGAUAUUUUCACUUGAGCGAUCAAGCCAGGUCGUUACGUUUAUUUCCGCUCUCACUACAGAGUAGCCUCGAGGCAGAAAGUCACAUGACCGAUAGGUUAGGCGUGUAGGUUACAUUCUCGCCUGGGAAAGAGGCGUUUGCUUGGAUUCUGCAGGAAUUCAUUGUUGACAUUGUAAACAUCACAUUAUUUUGUGUUAACAUUUAUUAGUAACUUUCGUUGUCUGUAAUGGGAAGAACAUGUAUAGUAGAAUUUAUUAUUGGUCUACGGUAGUCUUUUUUAUUUUGUGUAUAUUACUUGUGUUAAACACUCAUGGCUCACUGUAUUAGGAACAUAAAUUUUUUACAGUUACGCGAUACAUACUCUCGUGCAGAUCCAGGUCAAGAGCUUCUGUUCGUGUUCAGAAUGAAGGGAAAUGAGAUCUCUGUGACAUUGAUUAUGGCAUGGUUGCCGGUAGGAGACUGCUGGUCUGAGUGUUUCAGAAACUCCUGGGACUUUCAAGCACAACAGCCUCUACACUUUCAACAAAAUGGUGGCUUUGUUGAUGAGAGCGAGAGAUCAGAGGAGAUUGCCCAAACUCGUUCGAGCUGACGCAAAGGUUACAGGCUACAGUAACUCAAAUAACCAUUCUUUACAAUCAAGGUGAGCAGAAAAGCGUCUCGGACCACACACCACAUCAAACCUUGAGGCAGAUGGGCUACAACAGCAGAAAACCUCAUCAGGUUCCCGUCCUGUCAGCCAAGAACAGGAAUCCGAGGCUAAAGUUGGUAUAGACUCAGCAAAAAAAAAAGCUCUUGACCUGUAUCUGCAUUAUGUUACACGUUGUGCGAUAUUUUUAUUAUGAUUUUUUUUUUUGCUUUAUCUACAUGUAGAUCAGAAGCAUUGUUACAUUUUAAAGGUACAAGAGUUCUCAUUUUGUCAUUUUGACAACUAUUUCUUGUCGUAAUUUACACACAAACUCUAAGAUAACUGUGACCGCUAGAAACUCGCAGCCCUGUUCGAAGGUUUAGCCGUGAAACAUGUUCAGUCUUACGAACAAAACAAGAGCCAUGCUGGCAGCUAAGGCACGUUUUUGUGUGUUGUGUAUUUAUUGCUAAUUAUAUUCAAGUGAUGCCAAAUGUGCUGCUCACACUCACCAUAACCCUGACUAAUUAUCUCAUUUCCAUUUCAAUAACCUCAUUACUAUGAACGCGUACGCUACGGUGGGCAGAUGAACCUUUUACACAAUGCAAUAUUGUUAUCAUGUUUGGGACAUUUUUUUUUUUUUUUUAAAUUUAGGAAUCUAUCCUAACAGAUUGCACCACAGUAUGGCACUGUUCCAGGAUUUGAACUGUGUUCAAUAUUUUCAUAUAUAGAAAGGUAUGUGUUUACAUGUUUGUUUUUAUGCACAAAAUGAUUGGUCGCUUGUGAUCUGAAAAUGCAUAUGCUCAGGUUUCUCUUCCAUGCUGGAUAUGAUGACUUACACUUACAGUCUUACAGUGUUGUGGAUAUGACUUUUAAAGCAUGUUCCAUCCGGUUUGGCUUUUCUUUUACAACAAGCCAGAUGUGAGGAUGAUUUAAACAUGUAUAACUAAUUACGUAUGCCAGUGUAAAUUAAGAUAAAAAAAAAUAAUAAUAAACUUUAUAUUUCAGUAUGUUAA
Molecule: messenger RNA, 2976 nt
Organism: Ictalurus punctatus (channel catfish)
Lineage: Eukaryota; Metazoa; Chordata; Actinopteri; Siluriformes; Ictaluridae
Gene: oafb
Product: OAF homolog b (Drosophila)
Exons: 4
Coding region: 308-1111 (267 amino acids)
Source: RefSeq, a predicted model, not a curated record